Molecule: messenger RNA, 1252 nt
Organism: Exaiptasia diaphana
Lineage: Eukaryota; Metazoa; Cnidaria; Anthozoa; Actiniaria; Aiptasiidae
Product: apoptotic protease-activating factor 1
Exons: 4
Coding region: 1-645 (214 amino acids)
Molecular function (GO): protein binding
Source: RefSeq, a predicted model, not a curated record
AUGUUCUCCCUAAAGCCCAGUUAUGGGUUUAUUUUUUCACUUGAUGGCCACACAGACAAGAUAAAGCACUGUAGAUUCUUUGAUGAGGAUCGCAAGGUAGUGACAGCAUCGCUAGAUGGUACCUUAAAGGUCUGGGAAGCACAGACAGGCACACUUGACUACACGUGUUGUCAUAGCAGCAAGGAUUAUUUGUUGACAUGUGAUGUGUCCGCUGACUGUACAAAACUUGUGUCUGCAUCGGUGGAUUGCUUUGCAAAGGUGUGGGACGCUUCUAAUGGAGAUCUACUUCACUCUCUUGGUCCACAUAACGAUGUCGUUAGGUCUGUGUCAAUCUCGAGGGACAGCAAUUAUUUGUGCACAGGAUGUGAUGAUGGUAGUGUAAGGGUUUGGGAUAUCCAUAGUGGAGUAGCUUUGUCUGAAACACCAAAGCAGAAUGGAUGGAUCACAGACUGUCACUUUUCUGCCGAUGGAAAGACUAUAGUCUCAGUUAGUGAUAAUGUUCAUUGGUGGAGCAGUGAAUGCGUCCUCAAACAAGUUUUCUUCAUCAAAGGUGGUUUUGCAAAAGACAUAUGCUAUUCAGAUGACUUCAAGACUUUUGUCAUGGUGGACGACACGUCAUCUCUGUUCAUUUUAAGAAGAAUUUGAGCAGACUUACCUUUGAAUAAGAACYAUGAAACAAUGMGAAAAAACACGGCAAUCCUUGAAUUUACCCCUCCCCCUAGUAAAGGUUUUUCAAAUUGAYUUUCAAACAGUGCUCUUCAAMUGUACAAAUUCAGAUAGAAUGCAAAAGCACAAACAAGUACUAACCAAAUUGUGACAAUAGAAAAGAAAGACAAUAGAGAAAAAAAGACAAUAUAAAAGAAAGGAUUUCACAACAUUCAGUGUAAUUUUUCUUAGCUUUUAGCAUUUGCAAUCUCACUAUUUAGAAUGGAAGUUAAUGUUCUUGGCUUCCAAUAAAAGAAAAACAGCCAAAAUAUGCCAUACUACUUUCUUGGUCUUCUAACUUCUCAGAUAAGCAAACUUGGUAUAAUGGCUCUAAUAAUAAUAAAGAAUUUUGUCUUAAUUUCCAGUAUUGAAAAUCUAAAAUAAUUAUAAAGUACAUGUAGUUAGGUUUGUAUUCAAGUAUCUUGCAAUAUUAUAAUUGCUAAUUGAAAUAGUUCAGAAUAUUAUAAUAUAUAAGUCUAGUGAGAUACACAUUACAAAACUUAGGAAAACUUCUUGUAAUGCAAAUAAACGCUUUUUUGCUACUGCA